AUGGACAGCCAAUUGCUCAAUGACUUCAAGCCUCUUGGAUCAAGAUUUAAGACUUGUUUUACUGCAGGAAUUCUAGAUAAUGCUGAGGUUGCAGGUUCUGGUGUUUGCAGCGAUAAGCUAAAUGCUGAUCAGCGUUUUUUUUGCCAGCCUUUUUACGACCUUCCUAUGUAUGAGACUGCAUCUGCUGUGCAUGUCAAUCUACGUCGUGGUCUUCUCCAUGAGUAUCAGCUUUAUGAUCACUGA
Molecule: messenger RNA, 243 nt
Organism: Protopolystoma xenopodis
Lineage: Eukaryota; Metazoa; Platyhelminthes; Monogenea; Polystomatidea; Polystomatidae
Source: the annotation of a GenBank genome assembly